Molecule: messenger RNA, 1110 nt
Organism: Pseudocercospora fijiensis CIRAD86
Lineage: Eukaryota; Fungi; Ascomycota; Dothideomycetes; Mycosphaerellales; Mycosphaerellaceae
Exons: 2
Biological process (GO): regulation of peptide transport
Cellular component (GO): membrane
Source: RefSeq, a predicted model, not a curated record
CGGAGGAUUGUUGGCCUACUCCUGUUGGGUCUUACCAUCUUCAUGUGGACAGCUACGAACUUUCUGUCUUCAAGCAUCUUCGCCGAUGACACCUACUCGAAGCCCUAUUUUGUGACCUACAUCAACACAUCCUUUUUCAUCAUACCCCUGAUACCCAUUUUGGUCAGCAAAGCCUACAGACAUCCGGAAGAUCUGCGAAAAUGGAAGGAUGAGCUACGGACAAGCGUCAAGACAUGGCGGAAGUACACGCCGCUCAAGCAGGACGAGGCUGGAGGAACAAGCUAUCAUGACGAGAUGGAGCACAGCCAAGUCCUCAGCGCGCAGGACCUGCUACGGACAACAUCUCAAGAAGCACCUCUCACGCUACCCGACAUCGCAAAACUGAGUCUCGAGUUCUGCAUCCUCUGGUUCCUAGCCAAUUAUUUUGUUGCUGCUUGCUUGCAGUACACCACUGUCGCAUCCUCAACAAUCCUCACGAGCACAAGCAGCGUGUUCACUUUGAUCUUUGGCGCAAUAUUCAAGGUCGAGAAGUUCACGAUCCGGAAGCUACUUGGUGUUCUAUCAUCUCUUGCAGGCAUUGCGAUCAUUUCCAGUUUAGAUCUGUCAGGAAACUCCAGCGACGACAAGCACCGUGGCGAUUUCCCGGAGAAAUCGCUGCGUGAGAUCGCGAUUGGAGACUGUCUUGCAUUCCUGAGCGCCGUCAUGUACGGCCUUUACGCCGUGUUCAUGAAGAAACGAAUAUCCGACGAAACGAGAGUCGACAUGCCUGUCUUCUUUGGAUUCGUGGGUUUGAUCAACGUGCUCAUCUUGUGGCCCGGCUUGUUUGUCUUCCACUGGCUUGGAAUUGAGACACUGGAAGCACCACCGACGUGGCGAGUGACGUUGAUCAUAUUGUGCAACUCACUUGGAAGCCUCAUUGGAGACAUUGCAUGGGCGUAUGCAGUUUUGUUGACGAGUCCUAUUGUUGUAACGGUGGGAUUGAGCAUCACCAUUCCAUGCUCACUGAUAGGGCAGAUUGUCUUGAAUAACCAGACGGCGGGCAUCUGGUACUGGCUGGGGGCUUGUAUCGUUGUCUUUUCAUUUCUCUUCGUCAAUCACGAGGAGAAAAAG